Molecule: messenger RNA, 731 nt
Organism: Desarmillaria tabescens
Lineage: Eukaryota; Fungi; Basidiomycota; Agaricomycetes; Agaricales; Physalacriaceae
Exons: 7
Coding region: 90-731 (213 amino acids)
Source: RefSeq, a predicted model, not a curated record
AAGCAGGUCAAUAUGAGGUCUAGAGGAUCAUCAACCUCAGUUGUUUCUCUUCAUUCCAUCUCUUAAUUUCCUUUGCAUUUCACUACACGAUGUUCACACCUGCUGCCUUUAUUACUCUUUUGACUGCCCUUUCUGGCAUCACUGCUCUGCCUUUCAGCGAGCUUGUCAGGAUCCUUCCCAGGGAUAUUUCCCACAUUGCCAUGGACGAGGCCAGCGGUCAUUACCUCGCUUUCAACUGGGACGGUUCUCUCUAUGGUAGAUAUCCUGCUGAUGCUGAAUCCAAUGGCCUCAAUUGCCAUGCUACCAGUCAAUUGCCGGGAUGGGAUGCCAUUGUGCAGCAUGCCAACGAUAACUGGGGCAAUGGCUCCUGCAACAUUGUUACAAACCCUAGUGAUUACGUCGACAAGCCUGCACAGGUCUGCAUUACUGAUGAGGUUGUCGAGCUCAGUUUCUCCGGUGACCCGGUCUGCCAGAUGCAUAACUCCACUGCAGGCAGCCUCAUUGGUACCAAGGGUGAAGUUGAUAUCAAAGUUGACCAAGGCUUCGACACUGAUACUUCUUACACCGUCACUACUGCUUCAACUAUUGGCAUUGAUGACACACUCACUGCCAAAGUUGGCAUUCCAGAGGUAGCCGAGGUCACUGAGGCCCUGACAAUCUCUACCGAGGUUAUGGAUACCUCUUCGAGCAUGUAUAGUCGAGCAAGUUAUACUCGUUUUGACGUCGUCUAG